AUGUUUGCGAUGGGGCACAGUACUGCACCAGAAUCACCGAAGUGUGUGGAAGGUCUGCAUAAUAAAGCCUUCAUCUUGAAGAUGGAUAAUGGGUCAGAGGUCUUCGCAAAACUCCCGAAUCCCAACGCAGGACCUGCACAUUUUUCCGUUGCUUCUGAGGUCGCCACACGUGAGCUGCUUCGUGAUUUAUUCAAUAUUCCUGUUCCUCGGGUGUUGUCUUGGUCGUCCGAUGCAGCGAACAAUCCAGUCGGGGCCGAAUAUAUCAUUGAGGAGAAAGCUCCUGGUGUACGACUGGGUUCUGUCUGGAAUGGGUGGCCUCGGCACUUCAAGUUUCAACUAAUAAGCCAAGUUGUUGAAAUGGAGAACAAGUUGACCGCCGUCACCUUUGACAAGCACGGUUGCAUUUAUUUCAAGGAAGACUUGCGCUCACUUGUCGGAGAAUCAGAAGCGAUUCAUACACAGAGUGCUGGAUCCGACGUCCUUGAACGAUUCUCCAUCGGGCCGUUGACUACGAACGAACUGUGGACUGGGAGUAGGAGGGAAAUGAGGUUGGAUCGUGGCCCUUGGAAAGAUGCGUCCGAAUACACCAGUGCGAUCGGCCGCAAUGAGAUGAUGUGGAUCAAGACAUAUGCUGUUCCUCGAAUGAACUAUUACGGGUCGACCCAGAACCGAGAACUUCCCGAAGAUGGUAUCUCACUCUUGGAGAAGUAUAUGAAGGUUUCCUCUUAUGGGGUUCUUCUUGAUGAAGACCUCUCGCUGCUUGUAGCUGUCCUCGCGCAUCUUGAUCUCCGACGGGGAGAGCUUCUUGUACAGCGGCGAGUUGGAGGAUUCGAAGCUCAACUCACGGCUGUCAAGGAGCGCCUCGAAGCUGCGAAGCAAGGAUCCACCCGCGGGCUACCGAGCAUGGAUGGGAAUGCGAGUUUCAGCUUCGGUGGGUCGCGUAUCGCGAAGCCGCUACGUGGCGGUGGCGACGGACCGGCGAACGCGAACGUCGCGGGUGUACAAUCGCAGGAAGCGACGGGGAAACGCAGCAGUUGGUUUUUUGAUCGAUAA
Penicillium bovifimosum is the source of this 1053-nucleotide messenger RNA. RefSeq lists its product as uncharacterized. The coding region runs from base 1 to 1053 and encodes 350 amino acids. The transcript is spliced from 5 exons. Lineage: Eukaryota; Fungi; Ascomycota; Eurotiomycetes; Eurotiales; Aspergillaceae. Gene Ontology annotation, cellular component: mitochondrion. The record is from RefSeq and is a predicted model, not a curated record.